AUGGCAUUCGCUCACACUUACGCCCAAGAUAACCGAGGCAAGAAGGUCAAAUUCUUCAUCAUUCAGAUCCCCGUGUUGUGGCUCCCCUGGGCCAUGCUCACGUUGACUCUUGUCAGCCACGGCUGGGGCUCAGUCAAGACCGAAUUUACGGGGAUUCUUGCCUCUCACCUGUACGACUUCCUUACCCGCAUCUACCCAACCUUCGGCGGCGGAAAAAACUACAUCUUCACCCCGAGUUUCGUGCGGCGCUACAUCUUCAGACACACCCCGGAUGCGGCACACCGUACCUAUGGUAGAGCCUAUCGCCCCUCCCGACCAGCUGAUCCCCAGCCCGAUACGUCUGACUCGGGGGCUCGCGGCUGGACGUCGUCACAGGAUCUUGGGUCGUGGGGCACUCGAGGUUCCGGACGAAGACUUGGUUAG
Messenger RNA from Penicillium atrosanguineum, 423 nucleotides. RefSeq lists its product as uncharacterized. The record is from RefSeq and is a predicted model, not a curated record. The transcript has a single exon. NCBI's taxonomy places the organism in Eukaryota, Fungi, Ascomycota, Eurotiomycetes, Eurotiales, Aspergillaceae. Gene Ontology annotation, biological process: endoplasmic reticulum unfolded protein response. Gene Ontology annotation, cellular component: endoplasmic reticulum membrane; Hrd1p ubiquitin ligase ERAD-L complex. Gene Ontology annotation, molecular function: misfolded protein binding; ubiquitin-specific protease binding. The coding region runs from base 1 to 423 and encodes 140 amino acids.